Neltuma alba is the source of this 1903-nucleotide messenger RNA. RefSeq names its product tubby-like F-box protein 8. Bases 337 to 1620 code for a protein of 427 amino acids. The transcript is spliced from 6 exons. Lineage: Eukaryota; Viridiplantae; Streptophyta; Magnoliopsida; Fabales; Fabaceae. Gene Ontology annotation, molecular function: protein binding. The record is from RefSeq and is a predicted model, not a curated record.
CACAGGCUCCGUUGUGUGUGACAAAGUUGAGGAAAAAGGGGGCGAAUCGUGGAGGGAACAGGGCCUGACCCCAUCCCAAGAGAUAUUUGAAGGAGGCGACAGUUUUUGUGGUUCGAAGAUUGUAGUGGACCGGUCUGAUAUCGGUCUGCUCCUUUUAAAAUCGUGUAUGAUCUCAGCGUUAAGAAAAGAAACCUAAUUUGGGUUUGAAGUUCCAUAUUUCAGUUCUUCAGUAGCCUAAAGCUUAUGAGUUGUGGCUCAGAUAACUGAGUGGAAUAUUUUUCUUUGUUUCAAAGUUGAUGACAUACUACAUUCUGGGGCUGUAAGUGUAUAGAGCAAAUGUCCUUCCGCAGUAUAGUUCGUGAUGUAAGGGAUGGGUUUGGGAGCUUAUCGAGGCGGAGUUUUGAGGUGAGGCUUCCUGGCCAUCAUAGGAAGUCUCAAAGCUCAGUACACGAGUUGCAGGACCAAGCUCCUGUCAUACAGAACAGCCGUUGGGCCAGCCUUCCGCCAGAGCUUCUUCGUGAUGUUAUCAAAAGAUUGGAAACAAGUGAGAGUACCUGGCCUGGCCGUAAACAUGUAGUUGCUUGUGCUGCUGUGUGCAAGUCCUGGAGAGAAAUGUGUAAAGAAAUUGUGAGCAGUCCAGAGUUCUCUGGGAAGAUUACUUUCCCUAUUUCCCUUAAGCAGCCUGGAUUCAGGGAUGGAACCAUCCAGUGUUUCAUCAAGAGGGACAAAUCUAAUUUGACAUACCAUCUGUUCCUUUGCCUUAGUCCUGCACUGCUUGUUGAAAAUGGAAAGUUUCUUUUAUCGGCUAAAAGGACAAGAAGAACUACGUGCACAGAGUAUAUUAUAUCAAUGGAUGCAGAUAACAUAUCAAGAUCUAGUACUAGGUACAUUGGAAAAUUGAGGUCAAACUUUCUUGGCACCAAAUUUAUAAUUUAUGAUACACAGCCUCCCUACAAUAAUUCUCAGCUGUCUCCACCUGGCCGAAGUCGUAGGUUUUAUUCAAAAAAGGUUUCCCCAAAAGUCCCUAGUGGCAGCUACAAUAUUGCUCAGGUCUCUUAUGAGCUUAAUGUGCUAGGUACUCGUGGACCUCGUCGAAUGCACUGUACCAUGUACUCAAUCCCCACAUCAUCUCUUGAGCCGGGUGGCAUUGUCCCAGGCCAACCUGAGCUUCUUCCCCGCUCCCUUGAGGAUUCGUUCAGAAGUAUAUCCUUCUCAAAAUCAAUUGACAAUUCGACUGAGUUUAGCAGCUCUAGGUUCUCGGACAUAAUGGGUCCCGGAAACGAGGAGGAGGAAGGCAAGGAGAGACCAUUAGUUCUUAAGAACAAGGCACCAAGGUGGCAUGAGCAGCUGCAAUGUUGGUGCCUAAACUUCCGGGGGAGGGUGACAGUUGCAUCUGUAAAAAAUUUUCAGCUGAUUGCAGCAACUUCACCACCUGCACCGGGUGGCCUGACACCAGCACAGCCAUCGCAGCCUUCGCAAUCUGAUCACGACAAGAUCAUUCUUCAGUUUGGCAAGGUUGGCAAGGACAUGUUCACCAUGGAUUAUAGAUAUCCCCUAUCAGCAUUUCAGGCUUUUGCCAUUUGCCUGACCAGCUUCGACACAAAACUGGCAUGUGAAUAGCGACAUGAGAGAGAUAUGGUAAGGAACAAAAAAUAGAAUUCAAUCUUUACAUUUAGGUAUUUAUAGGAUGAAGAAGUAUGCAGUUGUUGUACAACUCAUAGUUAAAUAACUGUAAAGUACAGGACACUGCUCUUGCUUUUCUUUUGCUCUCCUUUUUGGUUUCGUAUGCUUUAAUCUGCCUUUGUCAAACUCUGUUCUUCUUGUUGUAUGGUCCAUGGGGAUGAAGGUGUAGACUCCCAGUUUGUGUAUAGAAAAUUUAGUUGCAAAAUUUGUGUUUUUGGUC